Lutzomyia longipalpis is the source of this 663-nucleotide messenger RNA. Its product is annotated as larval cuticle protein 65Ag1-like. The transcript has 3 exons. Lineage: Eukaryota; Metazoa; Arthropoda; Insecta; Diptera; Psychodidae. The record is from RefSeq and is a predicted model, not a curated record. The coding region runs from base 97 to 549 and encodes 150 amino acids.
AGUAAGGAUUUUGAUCUAGCCAAGUGAAGAUCGCGUGCUUUUUUUCGGGGAAAAUUCAAUCAAGCUUUUUUUUUGUCAUUUAGCAUCCCGGUGAAAAUGUCGAAAGUGAAAUAUCAGCAUAUAUUUGUGACUUUUUUGCUGGCAAUGGCCGUUUUGGGCAGGGCGAAUGCACAAUCAAUCUUUGGUGACGAUGAAGAUGAUCCAGAUGCACCACCAGCUACACAGCCAGUUGCACAACCAAGGGCAGCAGAACCAAAAAACUUCGAAACAAAAGUACUGUACGAAGAGAGAACUAACACAGAGACUGGAUAUAAAUUUGUGUACGAACUGAGCGAUGGCCAAGGGCGUGAAGAAAUUGGUACAAUCCACAAUGCAGGCACUGAUCAAGAAUAUCUGGAAGUGACUGGAUUUUAUCGCUACACCGGACCGGACAACUAUAUCUACAGGGUGAACUACAAAUCCGGACCUGGUGGAUAUGAAGCCGAAACUAGUAGAUACCUUGCAAGGAAUCGUAUCUCCCCCGUUGCGCUGAAAUCUCUUGUGGGAUGAAUUUCAAGACUUUACUUUAUAAAAUCUUCCAGAAAAUCGAGAAAUUAAAAAAAAAACAUUCAGAAAAUGUCAUGAAUUGAAUUCGUUUCAAAAAUACAAAACUUCCUCGAGAAA